Symbiodinium necroappetens is the source of this 563-nucleotide messenger RNA. Lineage: Eukaryota; Dinophyceae; Suessiales; Symbiodiniaceae. The record is from the annotation of a GenBank genome assembly.
AUGUUGACUGCAUAUUCAGUAUCUCGCAUGUAUCUGAUCACGGCGGCUUCCCCAUUUCAGCAGAACAGGCCGUCCAAGGUGGAGGAUUUUCGCCGUGCAGCCAGCCAGCCUAGUGCCCUUUCUGGUGCCAUGGCUUCGAAGCUUUCUCUGGUGCUUGCAGCACUUCUCGCUUCUUAUUUGAUCGGGUCUCUCGCAGAGCCUGUCGGCAGUUUGCGAGGAGCUGACAGAGCAGUGGACAGCGGGGUGGAGGUACCAGACGUCAGUGGGCUGCCGGACACACCGGGGCCAUACCAAGAGGAGCCCAACAACACGGAUGCUGACAAACCCAAGGCAGCAAUCGUUGACUGGAGAGCUCAGGUGCCCAAUGCCACCCAGGGCAGUUUGGGAAGUCUGCUGUCGUUGAGUGCUUGGCAGGAGCACCAGUUCUGCAAUCUUCACAAGACGGGCUUCUUCUGCGAGAAUUCCACGCGGAUUCGCUGCUGCAAGUUGGAGGGCGGCUACGCCAAAUGCGGCUCCACUGCUAACUCCAGUGCCUGCAGUGAGAAGUUGCCCGAGGAGCCGAA